Messenger RNA from Colletotrichum destructivum, 2853 nucleotides. RefSeq names its product Putative C2 domain, phosphatidylinositol-specific phospholipase C, X domain, C2 domain superfamily. The transcript is spliced from 2 exons. Gene Ontology annotation, biological process: release of sequestered calcium ion into cytosol; lipid metabolic process; phosphatidylinositol-mediated signaling. NCBI's taxonomy places the organism in Eukaryota, Fungi, Ascomycota, Sordariomycetes, Glomerellales, Glomerellaceae. Bases 134 to 1861 code for a protein of 575 amino acids. The record is from RefSeq and is a predicted model, not a curated record. Gene Ontology annotation, molecular function: phosphatidylinositol-4,5-bisphosphate phospholipase C activity.
GCACCCGCACCACGGCUAUUGCGACCUUACGCGGCGCACAUCAGCCAAGCUCGACGUCGUCCUCUUUUGUUCCCAUUUUCCCUCUUUUUUCCCUCCCUCUUCUCCCUAGCGCCGUCAUCCUCCCCAUACCUAUAUGGCUUCUCUCACGUCAAAGUUCGCCAAUCUGAACCCUUUCUCCAAGUCGGCCCCCGAGGAUGAUGAGGAGCUCGGCGAUGCGACCGACAACACCACCCUUGCCGGCGGUGGCCACGCCGCCCGUGACUCGGAACUGAAGCACCGCCUCCGCGUGAGUCGUGCUCUCCGCUCCUUUCUCGUCGACCAAGGGGUCAUCUCGUCCAGCGACGCAAAUCUCAGCUCGGAUCACCCCAGCCCGGCGCUGCAGGCCCUCGUCGACAAGCCUCACAUAAUCGUGCCACGCGAGCUCACAGACAGGUCUCACCCGCUUCCCGAGUACUUCAUCAGCUCCAGCCACAACACCUACCUCUUGGCCCAUCAGCUCUUUGGAGACUCCUCGGCAGAGGCCUACAGCGAGACGUUGCACGCUGGCGCGCGCUGUGUCGAGAUCGACGCCUGGGACAACCCCGACAACAAAGACGAGCCUAAGGUCACCCACGGCUACACCUUGGUCUCCAACAUCCCCUUCCGGACCGUCUGUGAGACCAUCCGCGACGUCGUCGACCAAGAAGCCAAGGCGCCCGAGCCCGCCGCACCCAUUCUGCUGUCCCUGGAAAACCACUGCGACCCGGAAGGCCAGCUACGCCUGGUCCAGAUCAUGAGAGGCGUCUUCGGGGACCGCCUUCUUAGUCGAACCGUGCGAGAAAAGGGCCACGCCGAGCAAGACGGCCAGGGCGACCACGUCCGUCUGGAAGAGCUGGGCAGCAAGAUUGUCGUCAUCGUCGAGUACCACUUCCCCGGCGAGCCCGAUGACAGCAGCUCUAGCUCAAGCGACAGUGACGACGAAGAGGAGAAAAAGGCCCGCCACGAUUACAAGGCCAAAAAGAAGGAAGUCCCUCCUUCCCUCAUCAUCCCGGAGCUGGAAGAGCUCGGCGUCUACGCCCAGUCCGUCAAACCCGUCAACAACUCUUGGUAUGAAGAGGUUCUACAGGACGCACCCCACCACCACCUGAUCAACGUUUCCGAGUCCGGCCUGGCCUCCCAUCUGCCCGAGGCCACCCACAAGAUCUCCCGCCACAACGCCCACCACCUCAUGCGCGUCUUCCCCAAGGGCACCCGCAUCUCGUCCAAGAACCUACACCCCGUCCCUUUUUGGGGCGUGGGCGCCCAAAUCUGCGCCCUCAACUGGCAAACCUUUGGCGCUUCGAUGCAGAUCAACGAAGCCCUGUUCAGCGGCUCCGAAGGUUACGUCCUCAAGCCCGCCGAGCUCCGGGCCGGCGGCUCGGGCAGGCUCGGCAACGGCACCAAGAAGAAGCUCCGGCUCCACGUCGGCGGCGCGACGGACGUUCCUAUACCCUCCGGCCGCGACGACGACGAGACCAUCCGGCCUUACCUCACUUGCACGCUCGUCCACCCCCACGACCUGGCGAUUAACCCCCCUAAGAGGAAGACAGCCGGGUACAAGCAGCAUAAGCUCACCGGCUUCCUCCACAAGGGCGAGAACCCCCCGCCCACCGACCCCUUGUGGAACGAGGUACUGGAGUGGGAGUACCAGGACAACGAGAUGGUCUUCCUGCGGAUGCUUGUGAAGAGCGACGACAGCUUUUCGAAAAACCCCAUCUUGGCCGUCGGGGCGGUGCGGCUGCUCUACACCAUUCCCGGCUGGGUCUUCAUCCGCAUGCUAGAUCUGAAGGGAAGGGAGACCAAGUGCUCCAUCCUGGUCAGGUUUGAAUUCGUGGACGCGUGAUGACGGGUACGGACGAGGUCUCCUUAUUGACGAUUAUCACGACUAUUCCUCCUGGCGGUUUCGUAACUCUAGUACAUGCCUCUCAAUCGCCGUAUCCAACUCUUCCAUAGCGUCGCGUGAUUGAUGUCACAGUUCGGAAACGAAUCUUUGAUGAGACGGCGCGUGUACGUCAGUUUUAUCAUGCUUCAUCAAAGGCCUUCCCUCUUCGCACACCUUGCAAUCUCCUCAUAUGACUGCAGCCCACCACCCAACUCCGUCUCGGAUCGUGAUUCUCCCACCCGCAAUGCUACUCCUCGUCGACCCCACACCCGACGACAGCAGGGUCAUCGUCUCGACGCUCGAACACCCAAGCGCGCGGCCGAACACAUAGUGAUUCCCCCAGAGCAGUGAGACGGCGUAGCACACUAGCGUGAGCUCGCAGUACAGACAGGUCGGCGCGCCACGGAACCACAGCGCCUCGCCUUCCACAACAUCGUAGGCCGGCGAGUACGCCGCCGCGAACUCAGCGGCGAAGGAGAAAUCGACGUGGAAGCAGGCGCUGCGCCUUUACUGAGUCGACGUUGCGCAUGAGAUAUAUGACGGAGACGACGGCGAUGCGGCCGAGGGCGUUCACGAGGGAACAGACCGCAACGCCUGACUCCUGGAGUGUCAGGCCGGUUGUGAGGUAGAAGAGCUGCCGGAAGAUGAGUCUCGCGUUGAAUGUCCGGGCCCUUUGGAGCCAAAGUGGUGUAAGAGCUUGAAGACGGGGAUCGGCAUCGGGAUAAAGCUGUCUCGUCAGUCGGCCAGUACGUCCUUCGAGCGCGAACUCUGUGGAGUGUGUGACGGACGAAGCACCGGGAAACGUAAUCAAACACGGGAACGGCAUGAUGCGACCUUGGACGGCGAUGGUCGGGACCCUGAUGAUGUUAUUUGCCGCAAAGCACAAGGCUGUGAGGACGACGGAGCUGAGAUACCGUCAACAUCGGUGCCGUUGGCCGCUUUUGGAUACAUGG